AUGAGCACCAGCCAGGUCAGGGCCAUGAUCAUGCAACGCAUGCAGUUGCCAGACUCGCCAAGGACGGCGCCUUACUCACCAGCGCCCAGGACGUCAAGUGAGGUUCCAGCUUCAGCCCAUCCUUCUCCAGAAACCACCAAUCCUUCUGGAAAGAUGCAAGCCUCGAGAGCCUCAACCUCAGAGCCUCAAGAGAAGCAGCGUGAGUCAACCCCCAUUGUCCAGACUGUUCGUGCGGAGGUUCCUCAAGAGACUCAAGAGAGGGAGUCUCAAGAGAUUUUUGAGUCUUCGCCCAUCCAUGAAGUGACCCCAGAGGCACCGGACCCUCCAAUGCCUAGGCGUGGGCGACCACCUAAGAGGGUAGCUCCAGUGGUAGCUCCAGAGGGUUCUGAGAGUCAGGCUUCAGGGAAGCCAGUUUUGAAGAGGCCUGCCAGUGCUUGUCCGGGGAAAGGUUCAAGUCCACCCGCCCCAAGUUCUUCCCAUGAUGCGCCGCCUUCCUUACCUACCUUGGGGACGCCUGAGAAGGUUCCUGCGGCUAGCGCUCCUGCCUCUCGUGCUGAUGCGAGUGCUGUCAAGCAGACUGUGGAGAGCGCUGAGGUGAAUCCUAAGGGUAAGAAGAUUGAGAAGGCGGCGGCCAAAGCACGGGCAAAGGCCAAGACCAAAACUCAUAAGCCUACUCCAAAAGUGGAAUCAAAACAGAAGAGGAGGGCUCCUAUGUCGGGUGUGCUUCUUUAUGAGCACAAGGGAUGGAAGGUUUAUGAGAGAGAACGUGGAAGCGGAGUUCAUGAGGGUGACAAGUACAAAGUGUUUGUUGACACUUCAACCGAAGUGGCUUACUAUAGUAAGACUGCCGCAGAAGCCAAAGGCUUUCAAAUGCCACCACCCUGA
This is a messenger RNA of Durusdinium trenchii, 885 nucleotides long. The record is from the annotation of a GenBank genome assembly. Lineage: Eukaryota; Dinophyceae; Suessiales; Symbiodiniaceae.